AUGCUCCUCAGGGUGCCCGGUUUACCCCUUGUCCUGUUUGUGUCGCCUCGAUUCGUCUCCCAUUCGCUUUUUCUUUUCGCCUCCCCCUUUUUGACACUCCCCUUCCUUACAAGCACACCAGCCCCUCUUUCUCCUCCUUUUUUUCAUCCCUUGCCCCGUUUAUUCUACUUUCCUCCCCCCUCCACCCAGCCCACCACCCCCCCCCCCCCCCCCCCAUACCUUCUCUUACCCGAGAUCAUCACCUCCGUGUCCUGGUUCCGACGUUACAUCCCCCCCGACCUACCGACCUACCCGCCAACUCUGAACAACGCCCGAGACAAUUCUUCGCCUCCCUCCCCCACUACACUACCUCUUCCACACUUUGCAUUUACAAAGCCCGCCAUUUUUCUUCUUCCACUUCUCACACCCAGUUACCUCUACUUUUCAAAAAUCUUCUACUUAACCCCCGCGUUGUCUCUGCCCUUCCUCUACAAGCCUCCGUCUCCUCCCUCUGUCCCAACCUCAUCCGUUGAACACCCCUCCUCACGCUCCCCCCUCCCCCGUACCUUCGCAGGACAGUCUGGUACCUCCACGCCUCGUUCCCAUAUUUCCGCCCACCCACUCCUUCUGCACACUGUCAUCUUCUCCGGAUGGCAACCCAGCCCCCGGCCCCCUCUGCCCCAGAGGAGGCUGCCAAGCAUGUAACCAUUUGGAAUCGUAUUGAGCACCGCAAGAUCGCUGGCAACGCCGCCCCACUUCGUCGCAACCUCGAGUCUUACCUCCGUAAGCACCCAGACUGCGAGGAGUACAAGGGACAGGACAAGGACCCGAACCGCGCUCCCAUCGACCCCGUCACAGGUCAUCGCAUCCUCCACCUCAACGAACAUGUUCCCAUAUGGCACACCAUGGAAAACAGAAAAGUAACGGGCAAUGCUGCCCCGCUACGGAAGAAUCUUGCUGCUUAUCUACGCAAGCAUCCUCAGUGUGAAGUGUAUAACAAUCAGGACAAGCGCCUGAGACAGACAAAUUCCGUCCCGGUUUGGGGGACCCACCCAUCGCAGAGCUCAUCCGGUGGCCCUCAUACUUCCCCGUUCGCUUCAGUCCCGGGCGUGUCGUUCCGGAGAGCUGAUGGGGAGCACGGAAAUGGUACUCUCCGGAUAAAUACCGCAGGUGCUUCGAACCAUGCAGGGCCUGGCACAGUGGGCCCGAUGCGUGAUAUGCUAUAUAGAAAUGAAGUUGCAUCCUCGGCAAACCUCAUGGCCAAGUUCGCACAAAUGCAAGGCGGUCGUUCACAACAUCUCACGCCCCUUAACGGACCAGCACACCCCUUCCAAACAGCAAUCCCUUUUGCUGCGUCUUCCCCUCCCUCUGGUUCUCCCGCUCCUGGGACGCCCAGUUAUGCCGAGAUGGUGUCGUCUUGGUCCAACCAACCAGAAUGGAUUCGCUUCUUGAAUCACACUUCGAGCGGAUUUAAUGGGCCACCCGCCAUGGGUACGCCACAACAAUGUCCGUCACAGUUUUAUUUGCACUCAGCAAUGGAUACUGGUGAUAAUGAUGUGAAUGGAAUCCCGAUUCCGGGUCGCUCAUCAAAGGAUGCAGGGGAUAUUGUGAUGGAAGGUUCUCUAGGAGGGCAGUUGGGUUUCAGUGCACAGAUGGGCGAUUUGGCACUCUUCUUGGGAAACACACCAAGAUCGCUGGAUACUGAUCCGGACAUGAUGCAGUUUUCUCCCAGUAAUUACUUGACAUCGGGCACACCGGCAUGCAGUCCGCCGGUUUGGAUAGCACACCAACAACAAAACGGACCAACAACACUUUCUCGAAACUAAGGGAUAUAGAAGUGCUCACUUUUUUCUUUUUGUAUGUUUUGAAUGUAUUUUUGGAUGCGAGGGAUGUUAAUGGUGCUGAGUUUCGAGUAGUACCACGAACUAUGCCGCCAUAUCAUCCCUGUCUAUAUCCACAUGCGGCUGGCGUCCAGUUGACGUCGGCGCAAGAUUAGAAAGUCGUUAGAGUGGAGAGCCACACCUAGUGUACUUGUAGACAGAGGAAGGAAUGUUGCGUUAUCAAUUAACCAGAAGAGUGCAGUAAUGCUGUUUUUACGUAAUAUAGUCAUGUUAUCUUUUCCUGUUGCACGGCGAUAAACCGCCUUGUUGCUGCG
Chondrus crispus (carragheen) is the source of this 2134-nucleotide messenger RNA. RefSeq lists its product as hypothetical. The coding region runs from base 1 to 684 and encodes 227 amino acids. The transcript is spliced from 2 exons. Lineage: Eukaryota; Rhodophyta; Florideophyceae; Gigartinales; Gigartinaceae. The record is from RefSeq and is a predicted model, not a curated record.